AAGUUUUGAAUUGUCCCGGACCCGGUGUGUAUCUAUAGUUGAGGAAGAUGAGGGAUAUGUCAAACUUGUCGCUAAAACUGUUGCUGGAUGUGAUCAAAUGUAUAAAUGUGUCAGACUUUUUCGCAGAACAGAAAAUAUCAUAGAAAUACAGGAGGGUUCCCCGACAAUCCAUGAAUCUUAUGCUUGUGAUAUUGUUAAUUUUGAUGAGAAAAGAACAAUAUAUACAACACUGUUCAGGGAGGAGCUAAACCACGUGAUUUGUCCUAUCAACGGUCUACACAACGUGACCGGUAUCUAUAUUCUAGGCAACACAGAGCAGUGCGAGGGCCAGGGAUUCAGCCAUUUAAACAUCAGAUGUGGAGACCAGGAGCACUUUAUUCAGUCUAGCAGUAGUCUUACUCUUCCUAUUCCAUACUUUUAUGGCUCUUUCUGUAGUGUUGUAUCAUUGGUUGAAGAAGAGGUGUAA
Eurytemora carolleeae is the source of this 466-nucleotide messenger RNA. RefSeq lists its product as uncharacterized. The transcript has 6 exons. Lineage: Eukaryota; Metazoa; Arthropoda; Copepoda; Calanoida; Temoridae. The annotation marks the transcript as partial. The record is from RefSeq and is a predicted model, not a curated record.